Messenger RNA from Capronia epimyces CBS 606.96, 678 nucleotides. RefSeq lists its product as uncharacterized. The coding region runs from base 1 to 678 and encodes 225 amino acids. Lineage: Eukaryota; Fungi; Ascomycota; Eurotiomycetes; Chaetothyriales; Herpotrichiellaceae. The transcript has 2 exons. The record is from RefSeq and is a predicted model, not a curated record.
AUGGCAAAAUUAAACGUGUCCCGACUCAAGGGACUGCGCCGAAAAUACUUCUACGAUCCUUUCUUCAUCGAAUGCCGUGCGAAUGGCUCCCUCAUUCAACACGGUCUUAACGGCCAGAUUACUGCCGCCUGUUAUGGUUGGAUCGACGUGCCCAUUGCUGCAGAAAACCUCGUGGCUAGAAGAUUUAACAUACACCCGUCUGUAUGGAACAAACCGGUUUCGGCCUCCAACCAGAAAGUCCGAGGCAUCCUGUUUGAGUGGAUUGAUGCCCAGCCGCUCUCGGAAGUCCCAAUCAGCUCAGAUAUUGCAGACCAAGUUCGCACGAAAGCCAAGGCGUUGCAUAGUGUUGGUAUUGUGCACAACAGCCUUGCGGCAUCUAACAUUCUCGUUCAAGCUCAAGAUCCGAACGCGACUGUCCACCUCAUCGAUUUAGGCUCAUCCAUCACACUUCCUCAUAUCCAAUUCUCUCUGCAGAAAUUAAAAGAAAUCCAACAAAAAGAGAUCCAGCUUCUAGAAUUCGGGUUCAAAUUGCUCUCAGAAAACCCCAUCAAUAGAGGUCUUUGCGUUGCCGACAUGUCUACUUUCAGCAAGGCGAUUCUGGAUGAGUGGCUCGCUGAGUCACAGUUCAUAAAACACCUCUGGGCCCCACCACCGCCUACCUGCUGGCAGGGGACAUGA